This is a messenger RNA of Chondrus crispus (carragheen), 722 nucleotides long. RefSeq lists its product as hypothetical. Gene Ontology annotation, molecular function: structural constituent of ribosome. Gene Ontology annotation, biological process: translation. Lineage: Eukaryota; Rhodophyta; Florideophyceae; Gigartinales; Gigartinaceae. The record is from RefSeq and is a predicted model, not a curated record. The transcript is spliced from 2 exons. Gene Ontology annotation, cellular component: cytosolic large ribosomal subunit; ribosome. The coding region runs from base 1 to 549 and encodes 182 amino acids.
AUGACUUGGCUCCAUCAGUACCAUGUGGUCGGCCGCAUGGUCCCAGGAAAGGGCGGCUCCAAGCCUGAUGAGGAGACCGCCGUCUACCGCAUGCGGAUCUUUGCGCCCAACCCUGUUGUCGCAAAGUCGCGAUUCUGGUACUUUCUGCGGAAGCUCAAGCGUGUCAAGAAAGCAAACGGCGAGAUCCUUUCUGUGAAUGAGAUCCACGAAAAGAACAUUUCAGCGGUCAAAAACAUCGGUGUCUGGCUGCGAUACAAGUCUCGUUCCGACACGGUGAACAUGUACAAGGAGUAUCGCGAUGUCACGAUGACCGGUGCAGUCGAGCAGAUGUAUAUGGAAAUGAGCGGUCGCCAUCGCGCGCGCUGGUCAUCCAUUCAGGUGCUGAAGGUGCAAGAGGUUGCUGACGAGGACGUGCGUCGCCCGAACACACUACAGUUUAUGGAGACGGACCUCAAGUUCCCACUGCCCCAUACGCGCCCGCGCGCGUCGACCAAGAGCAAGCGUCCAACUUUCAUGGGUUCGCGGCCGGUCACUUUUGUUUCAAACUAAAGAUGAGAGCGUUUGCGUCUGUCUCAACGAAUGUGAGAAUCAUUGGCAGUAUUGCUUAGGGAGCCGCGAGUUAGUAGUGAGCAAACGAAAGGAUUGGAAGACUAGUUUGGCGAUUUACUCAUGUUACUGGCGGUAAAGUUAAAACUGUGCCCCUCAAAGAGGUGCCGCCGAUA